GCGGCUCGGGCCGCCUUUAAAGCGCCGCGGCGGGGUGUGCGGCCCCACAAACGCCGCGGUCCCACGAGUGCCCCGCCCGCCCGGACAUGAAGCGCGACCCGCAGCGUCCCGAGGAGUGCCCGGAGCCGCCGCCGCGGCCGCUCCUGUCCUCCUGCUCCUCCUCCUCCUCGCCCUCGGGGCAGGCGGAGGGAGCGGGGCUGACGGCGCCCGUGUGGAUCUUCGGGUACGGCUCGCUGGUGUGGAGGCCGGGCUUCGAGUUCACGUCGCGCAAGGUGGGCUUCAUCCGCGGGUACAGCCGCCGCUUCUGGCAGGGUGACACCUUCCACCGCGGCAGCGAGAAGAUGCCCGGCCGGGUGGUGACGCUGCUGGAGGACUGCGGGGCAUGCACAUGGGGUGUAGCCUAUGAGGUCCGUGGGGAACAAGUUGCUGCAUCACUUCAGUAUCUCAACGUGCGAGAAGCUGUCCUGGGAGGCUAUGACACUAAGUUUGUGGAGUUCUACCCUCAGGAGAAAGAUGCAGAGGAACCCAUUCUGGCUCUUGUUUACAUUGCAACACCCCAGAAUCCUUCUUACCUUGGCCCAGCAUCUGAAGAGGAGAUUGCAGCUCAAAUCAUUGUCUCAAGUGGUUGUGCUGGUCAUAACAUUGAGUACUUGCUGAGACUGGCAGACUUCAUGCGUUACUUUUGUCCUCAAGCAGAGGAUAAACAUCUCUUCUCUAUUGAGGAGGCUCUUACUUCCAUCCUUCCAUGUCUAUACUACACAGAGGAGUCUCUAGAAGAAACUGCCAGUGUCCCUCAGAAGUCUAAGGGUUGAAAUAGGAAUUUUUUUUUUCAGGUUUCCAGUAGAAGGGACAUGAGGGAGAAAGCAGUGGGGACAGUCUUGACUCUGUUAAAUAUACUGGACUGAGUGAGUAAAGGGAGAAUUAGCAAGUAGUAGGGGAGAGAGGAAGUGAAGAGUAAAACACUUACUUAUAAGACUUGCAAUUAUUACCUGUUAUACUCCUUAUCUGCAGUAUCACGCUAGCCAUCACUGCUUUCCAGGUGGAGAGAAGUGAUCUUCACUGGAACUUUGCUCUGUAAGACUUGCUUUCAGGAGUCAAGGCUGAAGCACUCACUUUCUUUAGAGAAGAAAGAGGCUCAUCUGUUCUGUGCACUUUUUCAUUUUUCUUGGAAGACUAGUUGAGCAGGACUUGACUGGGUUUAAGCAGUAUAUAUGUAAUUCUACCUCAGAUUGGCAGAAAGCUGCUUGUGUGAUGGUGGAGACUUCGGGAGGUUCUGCCAAGUACAACUUUUUUUUUCCUGCCAUGUCCCACCUCCAGUACAAUGUCCUGACAUUAAAUUUUAGGACUUCUGUGCAAUAUUAAGUGAACAGGGCUCUUCAGGCUCUUGUGCAUCCUACUAACUUAUGUUGUGAAGGAUCACAGUAAUGCACUUGUUUUCUAAAAUGUCAAACUGUAUUUAUUAUGUGUUAUAUUUUUUUCUUCGGAGGGGUAUCUAAACUGUUCACAUGCCACAGUGGUAUGCAGCCCAUGUUCAGCCUUGCAUUUGUGCCUUCUAGUUUUAAAUCCAUUUUCUGAGGAGCUAAGCCUGCUUUAAUGGCAAGCUUUUUUCCAAGCUUCACUGACCUUGUGCUGCUACGGACUUAACUGACUCUGUAAGAAAUGGCCCUGCCCGUGUCAGAAGCCUGUGCUGCCUGCGGGAAGGCUGUCAGGAUGCAGGAGUGUUUUAACUAGCCCUGUAGUGGAUAAACCUCUGGUGCUUCAGGAUAAUGUGGGUUUCUAUAGAAGCACUGGAGGGUUCUAGUUCCAUACCCAGGUGUCUGGCACACUUUCGUUUAACUGCAAAGGACUGUGACUGAGCAUACUUGAAAGCCUGUGAGCUGCUGAAAAGCCUGCCUUGAUCAUGUUAAGCAGAGGCACUGCUACAAGUUCAGACUUUUCAGCUUCAUGUAUUAACAGCAUGAAAACCUAUAGUAUUUUGUGAGAAAAACUACUGCAACUGCAGCAGAAUAGCUUUUGAGAGCUGACUCCUGGGACAGUUGACUCCUCCCAAAUACCAUGUGUUUUUUUAAUUAUAAAAAAGGCUAGAGACUGUUUGUAUUACUGUGGCUUGUAUGUAUAUGAAGUGGUACGGUGCUGUGCCCAGUAAUAAAACAAACUGACAAAGUCAGUCUCAUGUA
Molecule: messenger RNA, 2177 nt
Organism: Pipra filicauda (Wire-tailed manakin)
Lineage: Eukaryota; Metazoa; Chordata; Aves; Passeriformes; Pipridae
Gene: CHAC1
Product: ChaC glutathione specific gamma-glutamylcyclotransferase 1
Exons: 3
Coding region: 87-812 (241 amino acids)
Biological process (GO): glutathione catabolic process
Cellular component (GO): cytoplasm
Molecular function (GO): glutathione specific gamma-glutamylcyclotransferase activity; gamma-glutamylcyclotransferase activity
Source: RefSeq, a predicted model, not a curated record